CAGGAAUUCUCAGAGAGACCAAUCGCCCUCGAUGCAUAAAGCUUCUUGCAGCAUUCCCUUGAAAAGGGUCAUACUUUUGAGCCCUCUGAUCUUUACCGUGACUUCCUGUGGAGUUCCUGCACUGGAUCCAAAGCUGUGUUGAAUUAAACCAACCAAAUGCCACAAAUGAAAUGAGCCCUGAGUACUGAACAGCAUGGAGGCACAUGACAACAUGAAUAAGGAAGUGGACUCGAAUUCUUCAUUCGACUGGCCUCACGUGCUGAAUUAUAACGGGACAUACAAGUACCUAUACUUAGAAAGCAACGUCUCCUAUGUGGACUUCUACCUUCAUCAGCCUUCAGUGGCAGCUGUCUUCAUCGUCUCUUACCUCCUAAUCUUCCUGCUCUGUAUGGUUGGCAACGGGGUGGUUUGCUUUAUUGUCCUGAGGAGCAAACAUAUGCGUACAGUCACAAACCUUUUCAUCUUAAACCUGGCUGUCAGCGAUUUACUGGUGGGAAUCUUCUGCAUGCCCACCACCCUCCUGGACAACAUCAUUGCAGGAUGGCCUUUUGGGAGCCUGGUUUGCAAGAUGAGCGGGAUGGUCCAAGGAAUCUCUGUUUCUGCCUCUGUCUUCACUCUAGUUGCUAUUGCCGUAGACAGGUUUCGAUGCAUUGUUCAUCCGUUUAAGCAGAAGCUGACCAUUUCAACUGCAGUCGCCAUUAUAGCAGUCAUCUGGAUUCUGGCUGUCACCAUCAUGUGUCCGUCCGCUGUCAUGCUGCAGGUACAAGAAGAGAAGCAUUUCAGGGUCAUCCUUGGCGAUGGCAACAAAACCCGCCCUGUCUACUGGUGCCGGGAGGACUGGCCUAACCCAGGAAUGAGAAAGAUCUAUACGACAGUUCUGUUUGCCAACAUCUAUCUGGCUCCUCUGUCGCUCAUUGUUAUCAUGUAUGCUAGGAUAAGCAUCGCUCUCUUCAAUACAGCAAUGCCUGUGGUGGGAAAACACAGCCAGAAGCAGCGGCAUGGUGUGUCUAAGAAAAAACAAAAGGUCAUCAAAAUGCUCAUUGUUGUGGCUUUGCUGUUCACCCUGUCCUGGCUUCCCCUGUGGACUCUGAUGAUGCUCUCAGACUACGCCAACCUUUCAGAUAUCCAGUUGCAGAUCAUCAACAUUUAUAUCUACCCCUUUGCUCACUGGCUGGCUUUUUUCAACAGCAGUGUCAACCCCAUCAUCUACGGUUUCUUUAACGAAAACUUUCGCCGAGGCUUUCAGGCAGCCUUUAAGCUUCAGCUCUGCUAUAGGGAAAUUGUUCACAGGGAGGUCUAUUCUCAGCGAGGCCAAAGCAAUGCUAUUUUGCCAGCUGCCAACUACCAGACACCCCAGGAUCAAGCUUGUCAAAAUGCUAAGGGGGAGGGGAGGAUGGUUAAGAAAGGAAAUUGGGUGAAUAACCAGCAGGAUUUGAUAAUGGAAGACCUAGAAGAGCCCUGCAAUGAUGGGAUUAAGUGAAACAUGCUAUGAACUACCUAAAUGAUUUAUGCCCAGCAGAGUUUAUUUACUGUGUUGUGAAACUUGUGCUCUGUAAGCCCUUUCUGACAAAAAUGUCAAAAUGUUUCUGUUUUGAGGGAGAUACACAACUUGCAUAAUAUCUGAUCAUCUCAUAUAAGUAGGAAAUCAAAUUCAGCCCUUUGUGUUACCAGCUUAAACCAGUGGCAACUCCCCUGCAGUCAGUGAUGACUCACCGGUCUUGAACUGGGCUGGAGCAAAAAUGUGAUUAAAAUGGGAUUACCUUCUAUUUAUUAUGACAUAAGAGACUAGGAGAACUAUGAUACAAUUACUCCAGCUACUCACUGAUGCGGAGGAGAACAUUCAUUCAUUUUCUUCUGUGAAUCUCUCAGAGCAGUGAAAAUAGGGUUGUUCGAACAAUAUUUAUGGUAAUGUUUCAGCGUGUAAGGCUAGUUGUUGUUAAUACCUACAAUUUUCUUCUGGUCUUGGAAAACAAAACCACCCCUUUAGUUUGUAGCAUCCAGCUAGACUGUGAAGCUGGACAAAGGAAGGACUCCCAUGACUUGCCGCGGCCCUGAGCAAUGCCCCCUCCUUGGGGUUUCACUGCUGGGGCUUGAGGCAGCUCUGAGCCAGUGCAGCCAAGGGUGUCCCCCUUGUUACAUUAAGAAAUAAUUUUAUCUGUAGACCAAAAUACCUACUAAUGAGAUUGAUAAAAAAGUCCACCGCUAAAGACAAGACAAAUCCAGUGAGCCCACUUCUUGAUUUAACAUAAAUUUCUCUUUGUUCAGCGAUGGGUCCUUGGCACUACUCUUUUGGCUGCUUCUGUGAAGCAUAAGCUUGUUCCUUGAACUUGUCAAUCCAUUAUUCUAUAACUCCUAUUAACUGAAAUAUUGAAGAUAGAGUCUGAAUAUUUGACCUGAGAUCACCGGUCCCUGGGUCGUCUUGUGGUUGUACUCAUAUUGCUUCUGUCUGGACAUUUUGAAUGCCAACCGGUUCCUACCUAAAUGACAAAAAAUAAGCAUCUUCAGUCACAUUCCAUUUAUUCCCCUUUCGGGUUGCCCCUCUUGAUAAUUCUGUCAUAUUAAUUA
Messenger RNA from Tyto alba (common barn owl), 2565 nucleotides. RefSeq names its product neuropeptide FF receptor 2 (gene NPFFR2). Lineage: Eukaryota; Metazoa; Chordata; Aves; Strigiformes; Tytonidae. Gene Ontology annotation, molecular function: opioid receptor binding; neuropeptide receptor activity; peptide binding. Bases 194 to 1480 code for a protein of 428 amino acids. Gene Ontology annotation, cellular component: membrane. The transcript has 5 exons. Gene Ontology annotation, biological process: regulation of MAPK cascade; regulation of adenylate cyclase activity; regulation of cAMP-dependent protein kinase activity. The record is from RefSeq and is a predicted model, not a curated record.